AUGCGUAUCUGGUAUGAACAUGACAAUGUCAUCAACUUAGACAUUUUGUCAAAGAGAGACCUCCAAAACGAACAGCAUGCGAUUGAUAAUAUUAUUAGUACUUUACCGGUAGAUACUGUUUAUACAUAUGAUGACUUCUCAGUUUAUGGAGAAGUGAUUGAAAGCAAUAACACCAGCAACAGUAUCCAAAAGAGGUGUGUAGGUGUUGGAGCUGCCUGUAUACCCCAGUGCCAAACAUCUCGUGUAACAGAAAAACGUAUGUACAAAAGAGGUAACUGGUAUGGGGACUGGGAAAAAAUCAGUAAUUGCUUACAAUCGGGUCUUGGUCGGAGAGGUCUGAUAGCGUUGCUGUACAGUUUCUCAAAAACUGAAACCCAUGAAGCAGGAUUUGAUAUCAAUUUUGGAGUGGAUUGGAUUAAUGCUCACAUGGGCUACUCGGUAUCAAAAACAUAUUCCAAGAGUACAACUUACACUUGUAAUUUUGAUUCCAUCGAUUGGGCCUUAUCAUUGUGGUAUCUGCAGCAUUAUAUAUGGAUGGAUAAGCAAGAACGUGUACGUACUGUUUACUCUGCUGACUGUCAUGCCGGAUCAGUAUCCUAUACUGGUUGGGGAACAACUAGACACGCCGAUAUUCCGAUUUCCAAACAGGACGGUGAUAUGUUCUAA
This is a messenger RNA of Debaryomyces fabryi, 666 nucleotides long. RefSeq lists its product as uncharacterized. The record is from RefSeq and is a predicted model, not a curated record. The transcript has a single exon. NCBI's taxonomy places the organism in Eukaryota, Fungi, Ascomycota, Pichiomycetes, Serinales, Debaryomycetaceae. Bases 1 to 666 code for a protein of 221 amino acids.